GAGCAGAUGAUUGGCUGAUGCUGCCGGAGGGUUACAAUUCAAACGCGGGCGGGCGGGCCCGCAGCCCCGCAGUUGCAGUCGUGUUCUCGGAGUUCCUGUCUCCUUGCCAGAGUCGCUCCGAUGGCCUCCCAAAACCGCGACCCAGCCGCCGCCAGCGUCGCCGCAGCCCGUAAAGGAGCCGAGCCGAGCGGGGGCGGCGCCCGGGGUCCUGUGGGCAAGAGGCUACAGCAGGAGCUGAUGACGCUCAUGAUGUCUGGUGACAAAGGAAUCUCUGCCUUCCCUGAAUCAGACAACCUUUUCAAAUGGGUAGGGACUAUCCAUGGAGCAGCUGGUACGGUAUAUGAAGAUCUGAGGUAUAAGCUCUCCCUAGAGUUUCCCAGUGGCUACCCUUACAAUGCACCCACAGUGAAGUUCCUCACGCCCUGCUAUCACCCCAAUGUGGACACCCAGGGUAACAUCUGCUUGGACAUCCUCAAGGACAAGUGGUCUGCCCUAUAUGAUGUCAGGACCAUCCUGCUGUCCAUCCAGAGCCUGCUAGGAGAACCCAAUAUCGAUAGUCCUUUGAACACACAUGCUGCUGAGCUCUGGAAAAACCCCACAGCUUUUAAGAAGUACCUCCAAGAAACCUACUCGAAGCAGGUCUCCAGCCAAGAGCCCUGACCCGGACUGUCCAGCCUCUCCUGGGUUGUCUUUAUUUUUUCUUAGAUGGUCUGUCUUUUCCUUGAUUUCUGUGUAGGACUCUAUCUUUGUGCUGUGGUGUUAUUUUUGUUUUGUUUCUGUUUUAAAUUAAGUAUCUGGUUGAGCCCUUGUAAUGUAAAUUAAAUAAAUAUUGUCUUGGUUGUUUUU
Castor canadensis (American beaver) is the source of this 846-nucleotide messenger RNA. It is a transcript of the gene Ube2c, whose product is annotated as ubiquitin conjugating enzyme E2 C. Lineage: Eukaryota; Metazoa; Chordata; Mammalia; Rodentia; Castoridae. The record is from RefSeq and is a predicted model, not a curated record.